UGCUUAUGGUGUUGCCACAAGUGGGGGAAAGGGAUCGUAUGAAUAUGGGAUGUUGUCCCUCCCACGCCUACAAAUUCAUGACAUGUGCGCAACGGACUGUCCGUAAGUCCAAACAGUGCACCAAAACGCACCGUAAGGCCGUCGACGACCUGAUGGUCUCCGGCACCGACAUGUGCGGCGACUACUUCGACCAAAACGCCCGGUGCGACAAACUCUUGGCCAAAACCCCUACACCGGAUCCCAAAUCAUACGUACGUCCGAAAUCACUGUUCGCACCCGUCAUGGCCCUCAUGGACAGUUACCGGACCAUCCGGUGCGACCAGUCAGCCCACGAGCGUAUGGACCGUAUUGUGCAGCGCAUGUUCACACUCGGCCUCCCGGACCCCAUACCGGAAACCGGUGCCCAACUGAGGCAAUGGUGCUCAUCAGCCAUGAGGGAGGCGCCCUUCAUAUAUGGAUAUCUCGAGAGCUGUCUAUCUGAUUUUGGUAAACUACUGAUCAAGGUGAUGGCCGGUAGUGUUGGCACAAGUUUCCAGCCUUAUUGUGGCGCUGAGGCCCAGUCCCUGUUCACGAGCCCCACCCCUCUCAUGCAAGAGUACGUAAAGGCGGCGAAAUGUGGCAAUAGGGCGGAGCCUAAGCUCAUUGAGUGCACCAAUGAGUUCGUUGACAGGAUUAUGGGUAUAGUGGAGGCGCCCGACACCCAACGCAUACGAAUGGGCUGUUGUAGAUUUUAA
Molecule: messenger RNA, 734 nt
Organism: Oppiella nova
Lineage: Eukaryota; Metazoa; Arthropoda; Arachnida; Sarcoptiformes; Oppiidae
Source: the annotation of a GenBank genome assembly